CUUCAACCUACGCCUAAAUUCAAACCACUUUCUUUUCUCCUUAUAAUUCUUCUUCCUCUUCUUCACCAAGCUAGAGUUACAGGUUUUUUCACAUAUCAAAAAAAUAUGGGUGGAAAUUCUCCAUGCGCCUCCUGCAAGUUGCUCCGUCGCCGUUGCGCUAAAGACUGUAUCUUCGCCCCUUACUUUCCCUCCGAUGACCCUCACAAGUUCGCCAUUGUUCACAAAGUCUUCGGCGCUAGUAACGUCAGCAAAAUGUUGCAGGAGCUUCCGGUUCACCAGAGAGCGGAUGCAGUGAGCAGUUUGGUGUACGAAGCGAAUGCGCGAGUGAGAGACCCCGUUUACGGAUGCGUUGGGGCCAUUUCUUUUCUGCAAAACCAGGUUUCUCAGCUGCAAAUGCAACUGGCCGUGGCUCAAGCGGAGAUGUUAUGCAUCCAGAUGCAGCAAGACCCCAUCAUGCCGACUCCACAAAUAGAAGAAGUCGACCCAGACCACAAGCCGUCUCUUCUCCAGAACAAUCUUCCUCAUCAGUACCUGAAUUUUGCUUCUUCUAGCAAUGUUAGAGAGAGCUUCUUUGGACACGACAUGGUUUCUUAAUAAAUUAACUUUUUAAAUUUUCUUUUGGCUUUAUGCCUUAAAUCAUUGUUAAUUAGUCUUCUUAAUCUCUCCACCAUUGACAAGUAGUGAAGU
Messenger RNA from Pistacia vera, 687 nucleotides. RefSeq names its product LOB domain-containing protein 12-like. The record is from RefSeq and is a predicted model, not a curated record. The coding region runs from base 106 to 594 and encodes 162 amino acids. Lineage: Eukaryota; Viridiplantae; Streptophyta; Magnoliopsida; Sapindales; Anacardiaceae. The transcript has 2 exons.